Molecule: messenger RNA, 1506 nt
Organism: Trichoderma citrinoviride
Lineage: Eukaryota; Fungi; Ascomycota; Sordariomycetes; Hypocreales; Hypocreaceae
Product: protein disulfide isomerase
Exons: 3
Coding region: 1-1506 (501 amino acids)
Biological process (GO): protein folding; response to endoplasmic reticulum stress
Cellular component (GO): endoplasmic reticulum
Molecular function (GO): protein disulfide isomerase activity
Source: RefSeq, a predicted model, not a curated record
AUGCAACAGAAGCGUCUUACUGCUGCCCUGGUGGCCGCUCUGGCCGCUGUGGUCUCUGCCGAGUCCGAUGUCACGUCCUUGACCAAGGAGACUUUCAACGACUUCAUCGGCUCCAAUGACCUCGUCCUGGCUGAGUUCUUCGCUCCCUGGUGCGGCCACUGCAAGGCUCUCGCCCCCGAGUACGAGGAGGCCGCCACGACCCUCAAGGACAAGAGCAUCAAGCUCGCCAAGGUCGACUGUGUCGAGGAGGCUGACCUCUGCAAGGAGCAUGGAGUUGAGGGCUACCCCACGCUCAAGGUCUUCCGUGGCCUCGAUAAGGUCGCUCCCUACACUGGUCCCCGCAAGGCUGACGGCAUCACCUCCUACAUGGUGAAGCAGUCCCUGCCCGCCGUCUCCGCCCUGACCAAGGACACCCUUGAGGACUUCAAGACCGCCGACAAGGUCGUCCUGGUCGCCUACAUCGCUGCCGACGACAAGGCCUCCAACGAGACCUUCACCGCUCUGGCCAACGAGCUGCGUGACACCUACCUCUUCGGUGGCGUCAACGAUGCUGCCGUUGCCGAGGCCGAGGGCGUCAAGUUCCCUUCCAUUGUCCUCUACAAGUCUUUCGACGAGGGCAAGAACGUCUUCAGCGAGAAGUUCGAUGCCGAUGCCAUCAAGUCCUUCGCUCAGGUUGCCGCCACUCCCCUCGUUGGCGAGGUCGGCCCUGAGACCUACGCCGGUUACAUGUCCGCCGGCAUCCCUCUGGCUUACAUCUUCGCCGAGACCGCCGAGGAGCGUGAGGACCUCAGCAAGACCCUGAAGCCCAUCGCCGAGAAGUACAAGGGCAAGAUCAACUUCGCCACCAUUGACGCCAAGAACUUCGGCUCCCACGCCGGCAACAUCAACCUCAAGACCGACAAGUUCCCCGCCUUUGCCAUUCACGACAUUGAGAAGAACCUCAAGUUUCCCUUUGACCAGAGCAAGGAGAUUACCGAGAAGGACAUUGCUGCCUUUGUUGACGGCUUCUCCUCUGGCAAGCUUGAGCCCAGCAUCAAGUCCGAGCCCAUCCCCGAGACCCAGGAGGGCCCCGUCACCGUUGUCGUUGCCCACACUUACAAGGACGUUGUCCUUGACGACAAGAAGGAUGUCCUGAUCGAGUUCUACGCUCCCUGGUGCGGUCACUGCAAGGCUCUCGCCCCCAAGUACGAUGAGCUCGCCAGCCUGUAUGCCAAGAGCGACUUCAAGGACAAGGUUGUCAUCGCCAAGGUUGACGCCACCGCCAACGAUGUUCCCGACGAGAUCCAGGGCUUCCCCACCAUCAAGCUCUACCCCGCCGGUGACAAGAAGAACCCUGUCACCUACAGCGGUGCCCGCACUGUUGAGGACUUCAUUGAGUUCAUCAAGGAGAACGGCAAGUACAAGGCCGGCGUCGAGAUCCCCGCCGAGCCCACCGAGGAGGCUGAGGCUUCCGAGACCAAGGCUGAGGAUGCCAAGGCUUCCGAGGAGACUCACGACGAGCUGUAA